GCGAAUGUUGAUCUUGAACGUCUGUCUGCUUUCCUUUUCCAUCGCCAUCAUCUUCCCCCUCAACCCGAUUUUCAUCCCAGAGCCGAGCAGCCUCUCCGCGAACCGGAAGCCAAUGGUGGCGGACAACCAAAAACUGGCCCAGCUAUGGACAACCUAAGUGCUGCCAUAGCGUCCAGCAGUUAUGUGCUAAAACUCGGUUGUCAUAUGGUACCCAUUUCUGACGAGGAUAGUGGGCCUAGGCUCUUCACACAUUCAAGAUCCGCCACCAAAAUAGAGAUCAUACUUGCCGUCAACCAAACACGCCGGCUACCAUGUACCUGUCUCAGCCCAGAGCUGGAAUUCCCCUCCCCCCUACAACUACUUGGAGGUACCCUUCAUCAGUUUCCCCUGAAAGUUGCGUUUAAACGGGCUGUAUUGCUGCCAAAUGGAAUAUGGUGUGCAGAUAACGGGUCCCUUGGAAGGGAAACGCUUCUUCCAUCCGGCACCUCCGCUUCACCAAGGAACAUGGUCGUCCGACAAAGCGAUAUCCCCCGGGCCGUCCCUCAACGCAAAGACCUAGAGAAGGAUAAUGAACCUCAUGCUCCUCCUGGAGACAAAGUUCUAGAAGCCGGCGACGGACUAAUGAUGGAUACCUCUCAACCUGAAGAACUACAAGCAUGGCCAGCCAUCAUUUCCAAUCUGCAUGGCAGGCUCGUGGAGGGGCAAAUAUGGCCGGCGACUCUUUCGCCAAGUCGGCGGCUCGUUUCCUUCUCCGAGCCAUGAGUUUGGUAACCGUUUUCUCGGCGAACACUUGCCAUAUCAGAUCUCCUGCUCUGUUCCUGGGGUUCGGUCUACGAACGGCCUAGGCCAUCCGGUCCCGACUCGCCUACCUGACUUGACACAUUGUCUCGGUCUCCGAAGCACAGAAGAAACACAUGCUCGUCUGUCUCUGCAACUGAAUCCGACGGCAUGGU
Messenger RNA from Neurospora tetraspora, 953 nucleotides. RefSeq lists its product as uncharacterized. Bases 145 to 762 code for a protein of 205 amino acids. The transcript has 3 exons. The record is from RefSeq and is a predicted model, not a curated record. NCBI's taxonomy places the organism in Eukaryota, Fungi, Ascomycota, Sordariomycetes, Sordariales, Sordariaceae.